Rhopilema esculentum is the source of this 1711-nucleotide messenger RNA. RefSeq names its product endoplasmic reticulum-Golgi intermediate compartment protein 2. Lineage: Eukaryota; Metazoa; Cnidaria; Scyphozoa; Rhizostomeae; Rhizostomatidae. Gene Ontology annotation, biological process: retrograde vesicle-mediated transport, Golgi to endoplasmic reticulum; endoplasmic reticulum to Golgi vesicle-mediated transport. The record is from RefSeq and is a predicted model, not a curated record. Gene Ontology annotation, cellular component: COPII-coated ER to Golgi transport vesicle; endoplasmic reticulum; membrane.
GUUCAGAAAGAGGCCAUGCAAUGAUUUGACUUCGUGGCCUAAAUAUGGCGGAGUGAAACCAGGAAGAUCCUAGGAAUCAAAGCCUGCCGUUUCGUGAUAUGAUAUUUUGAGAAAUUUUUUAUGAAAGAAGUUUGUUGUUUAAGCAUCGUUUAAAAGCGUUGACGAUGGAACGUGUCACAGAAACGCUGCGAAACAGAAGAAGUGCCGCCAAAGUCAUCAAAGAACUUGAUGCCUUCCCAAAGGUGCCCCAAGAUUAUCAAGAAACUAGUGCCAGUGGUGGGACGGUGUCAGUUGUUGUUUUUCUCUUUAUUGGAACCUUGAUGAUGUCAGAGUUCUUAUACUACAGAGGCACUGAAAUGAAAUACACAUAUGAAGUUGAUAAAGAUGCAGAAAGCAAAAUAACAAUCAAUGUUGACAUAACAGUUGCAAUGAAGUGUGAUGAUAUUGGUGCAGAUGUUCUUGAUCUAUCUGGUACAAGCAUUGAUACAGAUGCUCAUUUGAAAUUAGAAGAGACAUACUUCAGGUUGGGUAAAAACCAACAGAAAUGGAGAGAUCUCGUAUACAGACACCAAUCAGAUGGCUAUAGGACAAUCAAUGAUGUCUUAGACAUAUAUGGAGCAGCUGGUGGUGAAUCUUUGCCAACAUACAUGCCUCCAAGAAAUGACCAAGAAUUUAAAGAUGAGCCUCUAGAUUCUUGUCGAAUAUUUGGAGGUAUCAAUGUCAACAAAGUCGCCGGAAAUUUCCAUAUAACAGCAGGAAAGUCAAUUCCACACCCAAGAGGACACGCACAUUUAAGCGCUUUAGUGUCAGAAGAAACUCAGAAUUUCUCUCACCGUAUCGAUAAAUUGUCAUUUGGAACACCGAUACCUGGUGUAAUUAACCCCUUGGACGGGGAUAUUCAAGUAACUACAAGCAAUAAUGCAAUGUAUCAAUAUUAUAUCAAGAUUGUUCCAACUUACAUCAAAAGCAACCAGAAACGCCUAGCCACAAACCAGUUUUCAGUCACACAGAGGACAAGAGUUGUUGAUCCUUUAUCAGGCAGUCGAGGCGUUCCAGGCAUAUAUUUCAAAUAUGAUUUAUCAUCAAUCAUGGUGAGCGUGACCGAAGAGGGGCGGCCAUUUUGGCAAUUUCUUGUUAGACUGUGUGGAAUUAUAGGCGGAAUUUUUGCAACAUCAGGAAUGCUUCACUCAUUUGUUGGGUUUUUGUUCGAGAUGACUGGCAAACAAGUUUCAUCAUCAAAUAGGCAUCAGGUAUCACUGUCUUAUGAAAGUGACCCAAAUGUUGAGAUUCAGAAAAAAGCACCACAAAAUACUACCAUAGCUUCAACGUCCUUGCCAAAUGUUGAUAUCAAAGGGAACAGCCAAAUGGAAGAGGUCAGCUUGAUGGAGCCUCGAGAUAUCCUUGAAAAUGAGCAGGCCUAGUCUGCUUCUACCGUGCAGUCCAACACCAAGGCUUUGAAGAAGACUAGAGACUUGUUGUAAUCGACGAGAUCUUUAAACCAUAUGGUAUGCCCAGAAGCAUAGUUAUUCCAUGCAAAUACUUUUGAAUGAAGGCAUUCAACAUUGGAGACAAUUUUCAAAUCAAAGAUAUUAAUGAUGUUUAUAGAUCGAUGUAUUUAUUCAUAUAGGAAGUUGUUCGCAGUUCAUCAAAGUUUGGCUUGUUUUUGUCCUUGGGAGAUGGGUACACUUCAAAAAAUAUUUUUGAAUAAAAA